AUGUCAAGAGCAGUCAAGGACAUCUCUGUCAAGCUUAUUGUUGGUGCAGGUAAAGCGGCACCCACCCCUCCAGUUGGUCCGGCAUUAGGUUCUAAAGGUGUCAAAGCGAUUGACUUUUGUAAAGAAUUCAACGCACGUACUGCACAUUACACACCAGACGUUCCAAUUCCAGUCAAGUUGACAGUCAGACCAGACAGAACUUUUUCAUUUGCCAUUAGAAGUCCGACUACGUCCUGGUUGUUGCUCCAACUCAUUGGAAAGGAGAAAGGUGCAGACACCUUAGGUAAGGGUAAAUUCCAAAAGCAAGGUUACCUAGGUACAAUUUCUUUGAAGCAUGUCUAUGAGGUUGCUAAAAUCAAGAAGACAGACGAUACCCAUGCAGACAUUCCACUGAAGGAUAUCUGUAAGAGUGUUAUAAGUACUGCGAAAACGUUAGGUAUCCAGGUUGUCGAGUAA
Molecule: messenger RNA, 456 nt
Organism: Pichia kudriavzevii
Lineage: Eukaryota; Fungi; Ascomycota; Pichiomycetes; Pichiales; Pichiaceae
Exons: 1
Coding region: 1-456 (151 amino acids)
Biological process (GO): translation
Cellular component (GO): ribosome; mitochondrial large ribosomal subunit
Molecular function (GO): large ribosomal subunit rRNA binding; structural constituent of ribosome
Source: RefSeq, a predicted model, not a curated record